Magnusiomyces paraingens is the source of this 918-nucleotide messenger RNA. RefSeq lists its product as uncharacterized. Gene Ontology annotation, molecular function: aldose reductase (NADPH) activity; oxidoreductase activity, acting on NAD(P)H as acceptor. The record is from RefSeq and is a predicted model, not a curated record. Gene Ontology annotation, cellular component: cytosol. Bases 1 to 918 code for a protein of 305 amino acids. Lineage: Eukaryota; Fungi; Ascomycota; Dipodascomycetes; Dipodascales; Dipodascaceae. The transcript has a single exon.
AUGACUGCAAUCCCUGAAGGAACCCUUAGCAAUGGCGUCAAAAUCCCCUUUCUAGCUUUUGGAGUCGGUACCGUUUGGUCUAAAUGGCGCCUUCGCACUCGUGGUGUUGCCAUUCCAGAAACUGGAAUUUACCAGCCCGCUGUAGACGUUGUUUUGGCCGCCCUAAGAGCUGGCCACAGACAUAUUGAUACUGCCGAGUUUUACGAAACUGAGGAGGAAGUCGGGUUGGCUAUUGAACAGUUUCUCAAAGAAACCCCCUCGCUUUCUCGCAAAGAUAUUUUUAUCACUACCAAAGUUUGGAAAUACGCAGCAGACCCUGACGCUGCUAUAGCAGAAUCCCUUCGCAAACUCCGUGUCGAUUACAUUGACCUCUACUUGAUCCACUCUCCCGACCUUCCAAAAUUCAACGCCAAAAUCGAAGUUGUCUGGCCUAAACUUGAAGAAUUUUACAAGCAGGGCAAGGCUAGAGCAAUCGGUGUAUCAAACUUUUCUGUUAAAGAUCUUGAGUACCUGAGAACUUUUGCCAAAGUCACUCCGCACGCAAACCAAAUCGAGUACUCGCCCUAUCAGCAAGACCCUACUCCAGGUCUUGUUGAGUAUCUUCAUAAAAACAAUAUCCUUAUUGAAGCUUACGGACCACUUGGUGCAAUCACUGUUGAAAAUUACGAAACCGCUCCUCUCACUCCUGUUCUUGAACGCUUGACUAAAAAGUACAACAAAUCCCCGGCCCAAAUUUCUCUCAGAUGGGUCUACCAAACAAAUGUUCUUCCAGUUACCACUUCCUCCAAAACUGACCGCCUCAAAGAGUCCCUAGACAUCUUCUCCUUCUCUCUUUCAGAUGAUGAAGUCUCUGAAAUCACUACUGUCAGUAAAGCUUACCAAUAUCACAGAUAUCCAUCGUCCGUCACAAAGCCUUAA